This is a messenger RNA of Neurospora tetraspora, 446 nucleotides long. RefSeq lists its product as uncharacterized. The coding region runs from base 71 to 298 and encodes 75 amino acids. The transcript has a single exon. Lineage: Eukaryota; Fungi; Ascomycota; Sordariomycetes; Sordariales; Sordariaceae. The record is from RefSeq and is a predicted model, not a curated record.
CCAGAGAUGACAUCGCAUCGGGUACAAGGCAAAGGCGACGCUAGCCUGUUUCAAUUCGACUUUCACGUUGAUGCCGAGAACCAUGAUGGCCAUCAAAGGGUCGUCGCUCGGGUUUCACGAUCCAGCUUCCGGGAAUCCGCUGCAAAUCCGCUGCCUACCGCCGACCGUCACCGCAUCGACGUCGACCUCGCGGCCCAGAGGCAGUUCCAGCGACUCCAGCAACUUCAGGGGGUCGACUGCUGUCACGACCGUUGGGCCGGGAUGCUUUCACACCUUCAGCCUUUCUACGGAUAGGUAACCCUGGACUGUGCAUCCCUCGCGGCGACUACCCUUCGGUAUUUACAUACAAUACAUGUCUUUGUAAAUGGGCACCCCGGACCCCCCAGGGGCCAACGAUGCGCCCCAGCGAACAGAGUUGAAUACGUACAUACAUGUCAAGGGGAAGG